UCAGCCUGGAGGUCUGGCUUCUCAGUCAACAUGAAGGCUCUCCUUAUUCCGGGGCUUCUUCUCCUUUCGGUCGCUGUCCAAGGCAAGGUCUUUGAGAGAUGUGAGCUUGCCAGAACUCUGAAAAGAUUUGGAAUGGAUGGCUUUAGGGGAAUCAGCCUGGCAAACUGGAUGUGUUUGGCCAGAUGGGAAAGCAGUUAUAACACACAAGCUACAAACUACAAUAGUGGAGACAGAAGCACUGAUUAUGGGAUAUUUCAAAUCAAUAGCCACUGGUGGUGUAAUGAUGGCAAAACCCCAGGAGCAGUUAAUGCCUGUCAUAUACCCUGCAGCGCUUUGCUGCAAGAUGACAUCACUCAAGCUGUAGCAUGUGCAAAGAGGGUUGUCAGUGAUCCACAAGGCAUUAGAGCAUGGGUGGCAUGGAGAAGUCAUUGUCAAAACCAAGAUCUCACCAGUUACAUUCAGGGUUGUGGAGUGUAACGCUGGAGUUUUUACUUCAACCCAUUUUGUCUCU
Messenger RNA from Budorcas taxicolor (takin), 511 nucleotides. RefSeq names its product lysozyme C, kidney isozyme. Lineage: Eukaryota; Metazoa; Chordata; Mammalia; Artiodactyla; Bovidae. Bases 31 to 477 code for a protein of 148 amino acids. Gene Ontology annotation, biological process: defense response to Gram-positive bacterium; defense response to Gram-negative bacterium. Gene Ontology annotation, molecular function: lysozyme activity. The record is from RefSeq and is a predicted model, not a curated record. The transcript has 4 exons.